GGCCUCAUCAGCGAGUGGUUGUGUGGAUACGAACACUUCGCCUGCAAGUAUACUUCCAUUCGAGGGGAGCAUCAGAGGUCACCUCGGGGAGCCAAGAUGGCCGGAGGGUUCUCGGUGUCGGCGCCGUCCGGCGUCGAGUUCGAGGCCAAGAUCACGCCGAUCGUGAUCAUAUCCUGCAUCAUGGCGGCCACCGGCGGUCUCAUGUUCGGCUACGACGUCGGCAUCUCAGGCGGCGUGACGUCGAUGGACGACUUCCUGGGCAAGUUCUUCCCGGCGGUGCUGCGGAAGAAGCACGAGGACAAGGACAGCAACUACUGCAAGUACGACAACCAGGGCCUGCAGCUCUUCACGUCGUCGCUCUACCUCGCGGGGCUGACGGCCACCUUCUUCGCCUCCUACACCACCCGCCGCCUGGGGCGCCGCCUCACCAUGCUCAUCGCCGGCGUCUUCUUCCUCGUCGGGGUCGUCUUCAACGGCGCCGCCCAGAACCUCGCCAUGCUCAUCGUCGGCAGGAUCCUGCUCGGCUGCGGCGUCGGCUUCGCCAACCAGGCCGUUCCCCUGUUCCUGUCUGAGAUCGCGCCGACGAGGAUCCGCGGUGGGCUCAACAUCCUGUUCCAGCUCAACGUCACCAUCGGCAUCCUCUUCGCCAACCUCGUCAACUACGGCACCGCCAAGAUCCACCCGUGGGGAUGGAGGCUCUCGCUGUCGCUCGCCGGCAUCCCGGCCUUGCUGCUCACCCUGGGCGCGCUCUUCGUGACGGACACCCCCAACAGCCUCAUCGAGCGCGGCCGCCUGGAGGAGGGCAAGGCCGUGCUCAAGAGGAUCCGCGGCACCGACAAUGUGGAGCCCGAGUUCAACGAGAUCGUGGAGGCCAGCCGCAUCGCGCAGGAGGUCAAGCACCCCUUCCGCAACCUCCUCCAGCGCCGCAACCGCCCCCAGCUCGUCAUCGCCGUCCUCCUCCAGAUCUUCCAGCAGUUCACGGGGAUCAACGCCAUCAUGUUCUACGCGCCGGUGCUGUUCAACACGCUGGGAUUCAAGAACGACGCGUCGCUCUACUCGGCGGUGAUCACGGGCGCCGUCAACGUGCUGUCCACGCUGGUGUCCGUCUACUCGGUGGACCGCGUGGGCCGGCGGAUGCUGCUGCUGGAGGCCGGCGUGCAGAUGUUCCUGUCGCAGGUGGCCAUCGCCGUGGUGCUGGGCAUCAAGGUCACCGACCACUCCGACAACCUGGGCCACGGGUGGGCCAUCAUGGUGGUGGUCAUGGUCUGCACCUUCGUCUCCUCCUUCGCCUGGUCCUGGGGCCCCCUCGGGUGGCUCAUCCCCAGCGAGACCUUCCCGCUGGAGACGCGGUCGGCGGGGCAGAGCGUCACCGUGUGCGUCAACCUGCUCUUCACCUUCGUCAUCGCGCAGGCCUUCCUCUCCAUGCUCUGCCACCUCAAGUACGCCAUCUUCAUCUUCUUCUCCGCCUGGGUCCUCGUCAUGUCGCUCUUCGUGCUCUUCUUCCUGCCGGAGACCAAGAACGUGCCCAUCGAGGAGAUGACCGAGCGGGUCUGGAAGCAGCACUGGUUCUGGAAGCGCUACAUGGACGGCGACGACCACCACAUCGUCAACGGCAAGAUCACCGCCAACAAUGGCGCCUCCGUUUAACUCCAAUGCAUCUGCCGAUGCUUCAGAGAGUUCGCUCAGACUUGACUAGUGUGUAUCCAACUGCCGGCAAUGUACUUAAAGGGGGGAGAGCACGGUUCGGUUAUAAGAUUAUUAUAUGCGAUGGGGCGGGUGUUUCGGCCGGAGUUGAUAUCUUUGAUUUUCUAUAUCGUUUCGUGUUAGCAAAGCCAAGUUCGUCAGGGCCUUUGUUUUAGCGUAGCUGCUGAUGUGAGAUUUAUCAUAGUUGUGACCUGCACAUGCAAGCAUAUAUGUUCUGUUUUCCAGUGCCA
Messenger RNA from Panicum hallii, 1934 nucleotides. Its product is annotated as sugar transport protein MST4. Gene Ontology annotation, cellular component: membrane. The transcript has 4 exons. Bases 97 to 1647 code for a protein of 516 amino acids. NCBI's taxonomy places the organism in Eukaryota, Viridiplantae, Streptophyta, Magnoliopsida, Poales, Poaceae. Gene Ontology annotation, molecular function: monosaccharide transmembrane transporter activity. The record is from RefSeq and is a predicted model, not a curated record. Gene Ontology annotation, biological process: monosaccharide transmembrane transport.